UGCAAAUAGAAGCAUGGUCCAUUUGACUUUGUCCGGAUCCUAUCCCAUAGAUAUGUACGAGAGCGUAGAUGACAAGUCGUCGAAAGCUCAAUCCCAGACAAGUUGCAUCUCUAAUCUGCAAUCUCGUCCCUUUUCAUUAUUAAGCGCAUACUUGGAAGAUUGGUUUUCCGUUAGAACUCGCUAUUACAAGAGGAUCGCGUUAUUUGCAACUGUUUCCGCCGAUGUCGAGCGAAAAAACUGACGGGGUAAAGGAAUGAGUAAACGCGCCAGAACGAGAGACAGAAAUCGAUUGACUGCUAUCGAGUAAGAAGGAGAUGACAUAGAUCACGGCCAAAGUAUGCUAGUGCACUGGGAUUCAACGAUGCAUUAGGUCGAGGAGAAAAAAAAAGAAAAAAACAGACUCGGAAUUGUAUCGUGAAAAAGAAGGGGCCUACGUAUCGCAAAGGGUUGAGCUGAACGAAGAGGAGAGCGAGAAAAAGAGAAAGAGGGGCUCGCACAAGGGAGAAAGGAUCGCAUUGGAAGAGGAUCGAAGGAAAGCACGGAGACUGCGUGAGAGCGGGAAAAGCGUAGCGGUUGGGGGUGAGGCGGAAAAGCGAUAGAACGAGGCUGGUCGAGAGAGAGAGGGGGUAGAGAUCGGAAAGAGACAGAGGACGGAGGGUUCGUUUGCCGAGCUCAGUUACGCCGCGCCCCUUGCGAUGAGCGUUACACCACACGGGUGAGAUCGUAGUGUCUUCUCGACAAAGAGAGAGAGAGAGAUCACUCUUUUCUCCUUCGUUAUCGCUUUCCUCCUUUUUUUCGCGAUGGUGAGAAAAGCGCACGGCGCGGCCGACGCGAGGAAAAACAUAGGGAAAAGAAUUCCGUGAGAAAACAGGUAGCACGUUGGAGAGGUGCACGUGUUUCUCUAUCGAAGAAUUAACACCCGAUGUUACUGACGCUUGGUGUCGUCGUACAAAAUCUCUAUCGAUCAAGGACGCUGGAUGUCAUUAAUUCGCGCAUGAAUAUUUAGCGUAAGAAAGAUAGAAGGAAAUUCGCGAGGCUCGGAUCUUCACGCGUGGAAAAGUGUUUGUUAUGUUUAUUACACGAGAGUAAACUACUCGAGAAAUGAUGUGAUAUUGAUGGAUUGUAUUCAAUUUUUCGAUUUGUGUAUAAUAGGAAUAAUAAUGUGAUUUUUAAUUAAUCGAAUGGUGAUGGAGUGACGGCCAUAUUCGUUUACUCGAAAAACAUUCGCCGACGUCUUAAUCAAAGUAACUCGAGCGUGAACUGUCGCGAAUCGUCAUUUGCAAAAUGAGACUUGGACAUCUACUUGCUCAGAUUUGAAGCUAAUUUAAAUUAUCGAUGACGGAAGAAUGCAAUAAUAUAGGAGCGGUGGCAAAGUUUUAAUAGAUAAAAUACUUUCGGAAGAAAUACGAACAUGAUUGAGUGAUCGAUACGUGAUUUCGUUUAAAAAGUUUCUCGUUUGCGGAUAUAAAGGUAUGAAGUAGCCGAAACUUUCAAAAACUUUGAAAACUCUCUAUUGGUCAUAUCAAUUUGAAUCGGGUGAAACGAAAUUAAGGAGCGGUUCAAUUUUGAGACCAACUGUCAAAGUUCAAUGGAAUGAGGUGUUACAUUUCACCGCGCAAGGAUCUUGAGGGACAUCCGGGCAAGCUCCGCAGCAUCCAGCAUGCAAUGACAACAAUGUCGAGGCCUUGGUACAUGGGCCGCAGCAGCGGGAACAGAUAAGGCAGCGAGCAGUCAUGUGUAGUGUCAUGUGGCUCCUUUGGCUGCUGACGAUCUACCGCCUGGCUCAUCUCUCGGCAUCCGGUACUCACACAGAAUUGCCUCUGGCGACGGACUCGAUUUCUACGAAAUCGACGACGGCGGCGAAGCGAUCUGUGCCGACGGAUGCACCAAUGCUAAAUUACAUCUUCGACUCGCACAGCACCCUGAACAAGCAUCAGCAUCAUCACGACCACAAAUGGGGCCCUCACUUCGAAGGCGAGAGCUCCAAUAUUACGGUGCAGGCUGGCGCCAGUGUCACUUUCGACUGUAGGAUAUCGUUGCUGCAGGACAAAACAGUAUCCUGGGUGCGACGACAGGAGAGUGGCGAGAAGAUGAGUCUGCUGACAGUGGGUCAGCAAACAUAUACGGGUGAUUCGAGGUACACCAUCGAAUUUCAGUAUCCAGACAACUGGCGUCUACGUAUCAAGCGUGUUAAUAGCAGCGACGAGGGCCAAUACGAGUGUCAGAUCAGCACCCAUCCGCCUAAAUUCAUUUACGUUAAUCUACACAUUAACGCACCGUCCGUCCAAAUAGUGGACGCUCUAGGUGAACCAUUGCGGGAUAAAUACUACGAGGCCGAUAGCACCAUCGAACUACAAUGCGUCGUCCGUCAUAUAGCGAUGCAAGUGCAAUACAGCGUCGUCCAGUGGCUUCACGGCAACAGAAUCUUGAACUACGACACGACGAGGGGCGGCAUCAGCGUCAAAACAGAUCUGAUGGAAGAGGGGGCCAAUUCGACUCUCAGCAUAGCUAAGGUCGGACCUACGGACAGCGGAAACUAUACGUGCCAGCUUACCACCCUGCCGGACCAACCCGCGACGGUUCAUGUGCACGUUUUAAACGGAGAAAGUUUAGCCGAGCUACAUCAUAGUGGCGCACAAACAGGUGCCACUAGCUCGUCGCUAUUCUUCCUGGCUGUCGCUAUCCUCGCUCGAUCAAGCCAGGUGCUUAGAUGAAGGCUUGAUCGGCUCCCACGCGAGUUUCGCGAGAACCUCGAGCUGGCGAGAAGCACCCCGUGCGACGAUGACAAAGAGAGACGGUGCUUCAACGUGCCGAAAGCCAACGACCCGAGAGUUGCCGCUUGAACUUUCGUGCGCGAACUUUUCUAUCGUCGUGUGAAGGGGUGGAAAAGAGGUGAAAGGCCAAAAAAAGAGAGAAAGAGGAAGUGUGUUACGUUUAACAUAUUGUGCAUUGACAUAAAAGAAACGGGGAGACGGUUGGCUGCGUUCUCUCUCGGAACACUUUAAGAUGUAUUUACAUUUGUCCGUUCCAUAUCCGGCAAGAACAGAUAUGAUUAUUUACACAUAUCCGGAUCGCAUCCGUGAAUUUUUCGUAACAGCCGCGUAAUUCUGUGAUCAUGACAGAAGCAAAAUUGUGCGAUUCAACAACCUGAACGCUAUACGUAUUUAUAUACACAGUAAAAACUAAAAUGUUAAUUAUAACAUUUUCACAUGUCCCAGAAA
Molecule: messenger RNA, 3221 nt
Organism: Camponotus floridanus (Florida carpenter ant)
Lineage: Eukaryota; Metazoa; Arthropoda; Insecta; Hymenoptera; Formicidae
Product: obscurin
Exons: 8
Coding region: 1734-2714 (326 amino acids)
Biological process (GO): synapse organization
Cellular component (GO): neuron projection membrane
Source: RefSeq, a predicted model, not a curated record